AUGAAAUUAUAUUUUGAAGCAGAGAAAUUCUUAAAGCCUAGUAAUAAUAAUAAUGGAUCUCUUCAAUCUCGUAUCUUCAAUGAUACCAAAUUAACUAAUUCACCUAAACAUAUUUAUGCCGUUGUUUAUUCAACGCUUAAAUAUAAACCUUAUAUAAAUAUAAUUAUUCAAAAAUCCAAGAUAAAACAAUCCCUUCAAAUGAAGAAAUUGAAAAUAUCCGAUGAAUUAUUACAAUUAUUAAUCCAUGAUUUAUUAUUCUCAUCAAAAGGAAGAAUUCAAAGUGGGAAACAUCCAAUUAAGGAUGCAUUCUUAUCUAAUAAAACAAGACUUCAGGCAGAAUUCACAAAAUUAAAAUUAAAAUAUAAGGCUAAAUCAGUUUCAGAAUUACCCACCAAAGAAGCAGAUGAAGAUGAAACUCCAGUCAGAUGGUUUAGAAUCAAUACCAUCAAAAUCGACCCAGCAUCAUUCUUUAAAAAAUAUCCAUUUUUCCAAAAUCUCCAACCAGUAAGCACAUUUCAAGAAUUAACAACCACAGGCAUGUUAUACACCGAUGACUACAUCCCCAACCUAUUCGGAAUCUACCCCCGUGAGAAAAUAACCUCAACAGAAGCGUAUAAAAACGGCCACAUCAUUAUCCAAGAUCGUGCAUCUUGUUUCCCAAGUCAUAUCCUAAAUCAAGACCCCUCCGACAUCCACCACGAAGUCAUAGACGCAUGUGCCGCCCCUGGAAACAAAACAACCCAUGCUGCAUCAUACUUACCAACCCCUGAGUCCGUAGUCUAUGCAUUCGAAAGAGACGCCAAAAGAGUAGAAAUCUUGAAAACAAUGUGUGAUCGUGCUACAGGAAAGACCUAUAAAUCAUUAAUCCAAAUCACCCAUGCUGAUUUCCUAACCACAUCUCCACAAGAUUUCACCAAUGUCACGGGACUUAUAGUAGAUCCAUCCUGUAGUGGAUCGGGGAUCUUUGGUCGUGCCUUGGAGGAUUCAGAACAACAACAACAAGAGGUGGAUACUGCCAGAUUGAACAAAUUGGCAGCAUUCCAAUUCAAGAUCGUUAAACAUGCCAUGCAAUUUCCAAAAGCGAGAAAAGUAGUAUAUUCAACCUGUUCAAUCCAUGCCGAAGAGAAUGAAAAGGUUGUGAUUGAUUUAUUGAAUGAUGCCGAAAUUAAGAAACAAGGAUGGUGUCUUGCUCCUAGGGAGAUAGUUAUUCCAGAAUGGGAGAGAAGGGGUUGGGAACAAGAGUUUUCAUCUAUUUCAGGGGAUGAGGAAGAAAGGAAAAGAUUGGCAGGUGGGUGUGUGAGGGCGAAUCCUAAAGAAGAUGGGGGCAUUGGAUUUUUUGCAGCUUGUUUUAUAAAACAAAAGGGUGCAAAAAAUAAUAAGAAGAAAGAGUCAGCGAGACAAAAUGAUCAGAAGAAGAACGGCUCCAAAGAAGACAAAGUGGAAGAUGGAAAUAAUGCCGUUGAUAAAAUGGAUAAGGAAGAACAAGAAGCGCAGGAUGAAUGGAGUGGAUUUGAGGAUUAG
This is a messenger RNA of Hemisphaericaspora subhashii, 1521 nucleotides long. RefSeq names its product rRNA (cytosine-C5-)-methyltransferase. The record is from RefSeq and is a predicted model, not a curated record. NCBI's taxonomy places the organism in Eukaryota, Fungi, Ascomycota, Pichiomycetes, Serinales, Debaryomycetaceae. Gene Ontology annotation, biological process: rRNA base methylation. Gene Ontology annotation, cellular component: nucleolus. The transcript has a single exon. Gene Ontology annotation, molecular function: methyltransferase activity. Bases 1 to 1521 code for a protein of 506 amino acids.